AGUGAGAGUACUGAGCAACCCCCACUUCCUGGAUGCCAGCUAGAAAGGGAGCCUGAGGAGGAGCAGAGCACUGAAAAGGAGAAGAAAUUAGAAGAAGAAAACAACAUGAAAUUGAAAUUGUCUUUAAAGGAAACUGAAAUAGAAAGGCUGAAAGCACAAAUUAGCACACUUAAAAAGAAAACUCUAACACCUGAACUACUUGAAAGCAGUGAAAUCCCUAAAAUGUUGGAAUACAGUACUGGGUUUACAUAUGAUCGAUUCAACCAACUGUGCACAAUAUUUGGCAUCCCAAAUGAUCCACACACCACUCAAAUAAAUGUGCCCUUAAACUACAAGCGCAAUGAUUGGCAAGUUGCUGAGAUGCCCCUCCGUAGCCAGUUGCUGUUUGUUUUAAUGAAACUCCGCAACAACGAAGACCUAAAGAACCUUGCCUUUAGAUUUAAUAUAACCACGCAAACAGCAAGUACUAUUUUCAAUUCCUGGAUUCAUUAUAUGUUUGACGUAUUAGGUGAAUUACCAAUUUGGCCUCACAGAGAUGUCAUUGCACAAAACAUGCCAGAAACCUACAAAGCAGACUACCCAUCCACAUUUGCAAUAUUAGAUUGUACAGAGCUGAAAAUCGAAAGGCCAACGUCACUGGUGUUGCAAAGCCAGAGCUUUUCAAACUACAAAAGCACAAACACCCUAAAAUCGCUAGUUGCCUGUGACCCCCGUGGUGCUGUGAUUUUUUCAUCUGCCCUCUUCACAGGAUCCAUGUCCGAUAAGGAGAUAGUCAGGCAAUGUGGUAUCAUCCCGUUACUAGAGCAACUUAUAGAGAGUGGCUAUUUGCAAAGAGGGGAUGGCAUAAUGGCUGAUAAGGGCUUCUUGAUCGAGGAAGAGAUGCGAGCAGUCGGACUGCAGUUAAACCUGCCACCGUUUUCGAGAUUUAAGAGGCAAAUGCCCGCUGGAGAUGUGCUGGUGACAAAGCGCAUUGCAAAGCACAGGGUGCACGUAGAGAGGGCCAUCGGUAAAAUAAAAAAGUUCAAGAUGGUGUCAGACAAAAUUCCUAAUACAAGGUUAGGGAUUAUAAAUCACAUCUGGUAUGUGGUGAGCAUGCUUUCAAACUUCCAGCCACACAUACUUGAGUAAGGGACAGUCUGGGACAGUCGUAGCAUCACAUGGCAACAAAUACAAAGUAUUACUACAUGACAUUAUUACUGCUUUAACCUGUUAUUUUUACUCACCACUGUGGGGCAUUUUGUCAGCCUGAGCUGUGGAAGGUGCUAUAGAAAUCCUUGUUUCAUGUUUUUAUGUGUAGGUGUAUAUAAUAUGUCAGCCCAAUUUUCCUUUUUUUACAUUGUAAGCACAAUUUAGAAUUUGUAAAUGUCAAAUUUUAAUGAAACUUUAAUAAAAUCUCACCUGGUGGCUUAGACCGCACCCCACUGCAUACUUCCUGCCUCCAACUUCUACCUCAGGUGCAGUUUCAUCAGCAAUGUAGCUUAUAGGUGCAUCUGACAUCUCCCUCAGUAGACCAUACACUGCUGUC
Gadus chalcogrammus (walleye pollock) is the source of this 1525-nucleotide messenger RNA. RefSeq lists its product as uncharacterized. The transcript is spliced from 3 exons. Bases 106 to 1128 code for a protein of 340 amino acids. The record is from RefSeq and is a predicted model, not a curated record. NCBI's taxonomy places the organism in Eukaryota, Metazoa, Chordata, Actinopteri, Gadiformes, Gadidae.